AUGGAUCUAAGGAAGGCUGCGGCUCUGUGUCUGGGGCUGUGGAGUGCCUGGCUCUGGGCUGGGCAGAACCCACAGGCUGCUGCUGUGCUACCCUCCUCACACAGGCUCAUGGGGGCAUCCAGGAGGGCAUUGCUAACUGGCCAGGCACUUGCCACUUUACACAGGGACUCUCACAGCCACUUAAAGUCCAGGAAGGAGCCCAACUGGAAGGGUACAGUGGUACCCCAUGAGUACAUGUUGUCUCUUUACAAACGUCUGUCCCGCACUGAGCAAAGAGGACUGGAGUCAAAUUUAACUCGGGACAAGUCAAGGGCUAACACAGUCACCAGCUUUGUAGACCAAGGAAUAGACGAUGAAAUUCUUGUAAAUUCUCCAGAGCAGAAAUACCUGUUUGAUACCAGUAGUUUGCCUGAAAUGGAUGAAAUUGUGGAUGCAGAAAUUCGGAUCUUGCCUAAACUUCCCCAAAACAUAAGUCAAGUUUUGUCUGAAGCUGAGAACCUAAUGCAUUUUCAUAUCUACACCUGCCCUACCCGUUGGAAAGAACCGAGGCUUCUAGAUUCUAGAUCGGUAGAUCUUCUAGACUAUACAGAACCCAAGUGGGAAGUCUUCAAAGUCUGGAAGGCCAUGGGCUACAGAAAACAACCCUUGUGUUUAAUGCUGAAGAUGUAUUCUGAUCUCAAGGAGACAUAUUUACCACCAGCGCAAUGGGGAUUUAACAGACAGGGGCAACCGGCUAAUGAAAAGGCUUUGUUGGUGGUCUACUCCAAUUCUAAGAGGAAGGAGAACCUCUUUAAAGAGAUCAGGGACAAAGUAAAAUCAAUGGGUAACCCUAAAUUACUGGAGCCACCUGAUUCUGGUGAGAUGUCCAUGACCAAAAGAAGAAGAAAAAGGUCAACUCUACCCACCAGGACACACAAUGGAAAAGGGCAUGGUAAGAGGUCCAAGACUAGAUGCAGCAAGAAGCCCUUACAUGUUAAUUUUAAGGAGUUAGGCUGGGAUGACUGGAUCAUAGCACCACUGGAUUAUGAGGCUUAUCACUGCGAAGGGGUUUGUGAUUUCCCUUUGAGAUCCCACUUGGAACCCACCAAUCAUGCCAUCAUCCAAACCUUAAUGAACUCCAUGGACCCUGAGUCCACCCCACCAAGCUGCUGCGUUCCUUCCAAACUCAGUCCUAUCAGCAUUUUAUACAUAGACUCUGGUAACAACGUGGUGUAUAAACAGUAUGAGGACAUGGUGGUGGAAAACUGUGGAUGCAGGUAGCAGUAGAUGACAAUAUGUGUGACCUAUACAAUCAGCUCUGUGUAUGUAAUCUAUUUCACCCAUUUACCCAGUACUAGAGAUGUGGGACCAACCUACCACUCUUCCCUGGCACAGGUUUUAAGAAAGCCACCGAUAGGUGACCCACUAACAAUUACAGAGUGGGUGAGGGUUAGAUGGAGUGGGGGUGUUCUCCAUCUACAAGGUUUCUACAAGUACAAAUACAUAAUGCCUUAAUAUUAUCCCAAGUAUCAACAAUACAUAUGUAACAGCCAGCAAACAGAAUUAUUAUAGAAAUUAUACAACUUACUGGGGAACAGGGUCAGGCUGAAUGCUGACCUCAAUCCCAAAGGCACUAUUUGGUCCAUGUAACCAUUUCAAUGCUGGAGUGAUCUAUCCAUCCAUCGGUUUAACUCAGCCAGGACUGUUAUUAUAUUAUAUAAAAUAUUUUUUUUUAAUUAUAUUAUUUUUCUGUUUCUCCCAUGUGUCAUUAUUUUAAAAGUUUUGUUUUAGUUUAGGUGCAAAAUACAAUAUUUUUAAUUUAGGGGAUUAGUGCAAAAAUUAUUCAUUUUCUAUGAAUAAUGUAUGAUGGAUUAUGCGUUUGAUGGGAAAUCUCGGAUUUUAGCAUAAAUUGGGUGAAACAGCAAAUUACAAAAAAAAAAAGUUGGUUCGAAUGGUUUUAUUAAUAGGAUAUGGGGACUGAAUGUCGGCUACAUUUUAAAUA
Molecule: messenger RNA, 1981 nt
Organism: Spea bombifrons (plains spadefoot toad)
Lineage: Eukaryota; Metazoa; Chordata; Amphibia; Anura; Pelobatidae
Gene: GDF7
Product: growth differentiation factor 7
Exons: 2
Coding region: 1-1260 (419 amino acids)
Biological process (GO): SMAD protein signal transduction; BMP signaling pathway
Cellular component (GO): extracellular region
Molecular function (GO): cytokine activity; growth factor activity
Source: RefSeq, a predicted model, not a curated record